AUGCUCCCCCUAAUACCACUACUACUACUCCUCCAUCUCCACAUCUCCCCCAUAUCCACCCUCCACCCCAUCCAUCCGUGCUCUCCGAGCCCGUCCAUAACCUUCCGUGGCUCCAAUGACGUCACGAGAGCCGGUGGCCCGGCUCUCAUCGUUUUCGCUCCAUUGCAAUGUGCCAAUUGUUAUAAUUAUUUGAGAAGACUCAACGACUUGGCCGCCUCGAGAUCCUACCGUAUCUCAGUGGUGGCUCCGGAUUUCGAGUCGAAUCAUAUUAUUCAGAGGACUAAAACGGCGUUCCCCAACCUUCAAAUCGACAGAGCUGGUGAAGGAUGGCCACGUCUUGGAGCCAAGAAUUUCGAUGCGAUGGUGCUGGAUGCGUGUUCCCGAGUAACCGACACUUUCCAAUGGCCUCAAUCCGAUGUCACCACAUCGUCAGCUAUUCAGACGGCGUUGGACUCCACCUCCAUCAAAUGUGGGGGCGGAGUUCAAAAGUGUCAGGUGGUGACGUCAUCGGGGAGCCACUCGAAGAAGCGGGUGAACGCGUGGAUUAAGGAACAACAGGAGGCGGCGGAGCAGUUGAGGAGGCGGAGUCAGAAUCCUCAGAAUCCGCAGAAUCCCCAAAACCUACAGUACCACUAUCAGAAUCCUCAGAAUCUCCAGAAUCUCCAUAUCCCAUCAAAUCCACAUCAGCAAGCCUACUAUCCUCAGAAUCAUCAGAAUCAGAAUCCGUCACACCUUCAGAAUUCUCAGAAUCAUCAGAAUCCUCAGAAUCCCCAAAAUCUGAAUUCCAAUUCCUACCAGAACCAUAAUUCCUAUAACAAUGGCUAUCAAAGCUUGUACACCCCGCCGCCACCGCCAGUACCCCCACAAGUUGUGCCAACCGAGAAGGCGACGACGACGACGACUACCGAUCCGUCUAGCGACUAUGACUACUACCCGGAAUCCGAUAGCCUCCCGAUCACAACUCAGUCAACGCAGACCCAAAUCCCUCGUCCACCAUCAUCAUCCCCAUACGGGAACACGUGGCCAACCUACUCCCCAUUCUUCCAGCACCCACAGAACCAAUGGAACGCUCAGUACCCCUAUCAGCAGCAAAAUCCCUAUCAGAAAAGUGGACCGCCGCCACCCAACAUGAUGGACGCAAAUUUACCAUGCAGCGCAUUUACCGAUGAUAUUUGUCAUCAGCAACGCGAGCAAAUGGGAGCUCUCGUGUCGAAAUGUUGCAAUAAGGGAAUCUACCUAACCGAUGUGUGCAUUCCUGGAAAAUGCUCGAAUAGCACAACUCAGCUGUGUUGUUUCCAGAAGUUUUUGCAGGCCAAAUAUUCCUGCUGCAACGACCCGACUCAAGACGAGGGCGCGCCGAAAAUGACGAACAAAUUCAACAAGUGUUGUCAUAACCUCUUCGUGACGGAUGACCCAUGUUGCCCGGAAUCCGCAGCACGGCGCUACUGGUCAACCGCUUAUGAGGUGUGCAUGCCGACAGUGACAGUGGAUUUCUCGCCGGUCAGGUUUGAGGUCCACUUCACCGAAGGCGUACGCGUUCUGGAUCUUUCCGUGGAUCGUCAAUGGGAAUUCAACUGCACCUACGGUGUCAAACAACCGCAAUUCGCGUAUUUGCCCUCCGAUCACAUCGUGGUCGCGGAUUUUAUAAGGGGGCUCUAG
Molecule: messenger RNA, 1659 nt
Organism: Caenorhabditis remanei
Lineage: Eukaryota; Metazoa; Nematoda; Chromadorea; Rhabditida; Rhabditidae
Exons: 10
Coding region: 1-1659 (552 amino acids)
Source: RefSeq, a predicted model, not a curated record